CUGGGAAGGGAGUUUCACAUAUCAUAUAUUUUAGCUUCUUUCUGUAAUUAUGUAUGUAAUAAACUGCUUUAUAUACACAGCAGUUCUCAUUGACUCGUCUAUAAAGAACAAAUUUCUAAGGCUGAAUGCAUCAUGUAACUAAAGGUGAGUCAACAGACGCGUUGAAAACUUACCAACACUUAAGAUGUGCUAGACAAUGGCACAGUGACCUACAUGUUUAAUGACGUCUCUGUGAGCCUCUUUUCUUGCAAACAUAAUGGGCUUCGGCAAUGGCAAUGUUCAGAAUACUGCAAGAUAUCCAUGGCCUCACAAUCUGAUCUCCCUGUGUUUCAACUUGCUCUACAAAUCCCAGAUGGGAUGUUUACAGUGUCACAUUAUUCAUAUGUCAACAGGCCUCCACACAAUCACAACCUACAAACCCACUUCGCUCAACUGCUCUUAGUGGCGUUAUCUAGGUGCUGAUAAAUUGAAGUCUUUUGAGUCUCCUUGAAAAUGAGCCAUGUGCCUGCGUUGAAGGACAGAUGUUGACAGGCCACUAUGGUGGGAAGUAACACAAAUGAAACAGGAAAUGGUCAACUUUCAGCUGACAUCAGCAGAAACAGAAAGGCCAAGGCUGGAAGUCCAAUGUAUGACGAUUGCCAGGGGGAACAACUCUCACCAGGCAGUCAUGAAGGGAGACAACCCUUGGAGGAUGAUAAUGAUGAAAUGCUCUUAGCUGGUACAGAAGAGGAACAAGGCCUGGCGAGAGAUAAUGAACAAAGUACCAAACUUGUGCAGGAUAACCAUGGGGAUGAGGAUGAUGAUGAUGAUGAUGAUGAUGAUGAUGAUGGGGAUAAAGGUGAAGUUAAAAUUGAUGUAGAAGACAAACCUUGUGAGAACUCUGAUGAUUAUGGGUUUUACAAGUGGAUUGUUGUUUUGGGAUGUUUUUUUCAACAUUUUUUAACAGGGGGGUUCGAGAGAUCAGACGGUGUGCUGUACCUUAAGCUCAUCAGCAAGUUCAACCAGAGUGCCCAAGCUACUGCCUGGGUAGGGUCUCUGGCCUCUACAAUACGUCUGAUGCUGGGCCCCCUGUCAAGUGCCUUCAGCAACCGGUUCUCCGGUCGUGUGGCCACCAUGAUCGGUGGGCUUUUCAUGACUGUUGGUGUUCUCAUCAGCGGCUUUGCUCCAAACCUCAUCUUCCUCUACUUCAGCUUUGGUGUAAUCGGAGGCAUUGGCCGCAGCUUGUCCUACGCUCCUGGUCUAGUCACUGUUGGACAGUACUUUGCCAAGAAGCCAGGAUUAGCUGUAGGACUAGCCACAUCAGGUGUUGGUGCAGGAACUUUUGUCAUACCACCGCUAGCCGACUUCUUGUUUGACGAAUUCAAUUUUAUGGGCGCUUUCCUCAUCUUGAGUGGACUGUCACUGAACUUGCUCGUGAGUGGAGCGUUGUACCGACCACUUGACCUGCAUAAGAAGAUCAUGUCAGUACAAAGAAGAAAAGAAAGAAGAACCAAGAGAGAUUCCACCAAGCAAGCCCCAUCUGAAACACAUCCUAGUGAAGAUGUAGAGUUGUUGCUCACCCACAGACAUAGAUCUAACAAAGAUACCCCAAAAGAAAUCCUUCAAGACCAGUGUACAAGAAACUAUGACGGGCACAAUUACCCCAAAACUACGGCAACAGACCAUGUUGCUACGGUAACAGACCAUGUUGCUGUGGCAACUGACCAUGUUGCUACGGUAACAAACCAUGUUGCUGUGGCAACUGACCAUGUUGCUAUGGCAACCAACCGUGUUGCUUUGGCAACAGACCAUGUUGCUCCCCUAAGAGCUCUUUCUGUUGAUAACACAAGUAGUACCAGUAAUAAAAGGCCCUGCUGGUGUGGAAUAUUUACAAAGUGUGUUCCAGAAAAAAGGGAGAAAAAGACCAAACUUUUAGAAUUGUCGCUGUUGAAAAAUCCUCCUUUCCUAAUGUUUUGUAUAAGUAUAGCAUUGUUUACUUUGUCUUUUAAAUCUGCGUUUACCUUUUUACCUGCCUUGGCAAAGUCUCAAGGAUGCACUGAAAGAGAGGCUGCGCUGCUCAUGUCAAUAAGUGGUGUUCUUGAUACCAUUGGGCGAAUUUUAACAGGAUUUGUCUUGGACUUUAAAAGCAUAAGACAAUUUCGGCCAUAUAUAUACAAUGGAGUAAUGUUCGUGAUAGCAACACUGUCCUUCGUGUGUCCAUCGUUGGAUUCAUUUUGGCAGUUCUGUGUUUUGUGUGGACUGUAUGGUGCCUUAAGCGGCGCCUACGUGUCGCAGAAGUCGGUCAUCAUAGUGGACAUUCUUGGAGUGGACAAACUUUCAAGUUCAUUCGGACUAAUGAUUUGCUUCCAAGGACUUGGGACACUGAUAGGGCCGCCGGUGUCAGGUGUGUUCAGAGAUGUGUUUGGGGACUUUACCUUGGCAUUUUACUUUGGAGGCGCCAUGAUCAUCCUGGCCGGCAUUAUUAUGAUCUUCUCCAACAUGCUGCUGGCAGCACAAAGAAGGAAGCAGGCUGAGGUGGAGGCAAAGAAGGUGUAGAUGGAACAUUGGGGGAUGUUGACAGAAUGUCAGGGUCUUGUGUUAGGAGUUUGCUUUUCAAGAAAAAUAGAAACAAUGCUACUCUAGUGCAAUUUUGAAAUGUCUUUUCAGUAAAACUAUUUAUAUUAUUAUUUUAUGGCAAAUUAUUUCUAGAUUUAGAAGACUAUAUUUGAAGAACAGAAGAGGCCUCCAGAGGCAGUGCACAGACAGGAGGACAGUGUAUGAAACUGUCUCACUGGGGCUCCUUCUCAUUUUAAAUGGAGUUGUUUGUGUGUAUAAAAAUUAUAUAUUUUCAGGUUGCCAGAUGUCAUGAAAAGAUAGGUCAUGUGCCAGAGAAAACACUAUGACUUGAAAAUGGAAACACUGUCUUUAAAAUGUAAACACUGUCUUGAAGAUGUAAACACUGUCUUAACAAUAUAACACUGUCUUUAAAAUGUAAACACUGUCUUGAAGAUGUAAACACUGUCUUAACAAUGUAACACUGUCUUUAAGAUGUAAACGCUAUGUCUUGAAUAUGUAAGCACUGUCUUGAAGAUGUAAACGCUAUGUCUUGAAUAUGCAGGCACUAUGUCCCAAAGAUGUAAACACUGUCUUGAAGAUGUAAACACUAUGUCUUGAAUAUGUAAGCACUGUCUUGGAGAUGUAAACACUAUGUCUUAAAGAGGGAAACUAUGUCUUAAUAAUGUAAACACUGUCUUGAUGAUGUAAACACUGUCUUGAUGAUGUAAACACUGUCUUGAAGAUGUAAUCACUAUGCCUAGACGAUGUUAACACUAUGUCUUGAAGAUGCUUGCACUAGCACCUACAAAUGCGAUUUUUAUAGUGCUAGCCCACUGAGAAACCAUGCCGCAGUUUAACAUGAAUACCCUACUCAGACACAGACUCCGAGCCAACCAGUCCUUGUUUUAGCCCCUUGAUGCCGAGCACCAGGCAGGGUAACGACAAGUAACGUCCUGGCAUGGUAUGCCCUGGCAAGAUCAGAGGCCCUACCACCGGACCACUGAGGGGGUCCUUUUUGUAUUGGACCAGAUAGGACAUACCGGUAGUGAUGUUGAGGAUCAUUUCCAGAGCCCCUCUUCCAAAAGAGAUCACGUAAACCAUACUACCCCUACCACUCAAAUUUCACCGUUUUAAGGACCAAGUUUAUUAUCACCUGUUCAUUUACUUUAAUUUGCUGAAUAAUGUGAUGAACAUUUUGUAUGCUUAGUGCACACUAUACUUAAGAAAAUACAGUAUAAUUGAAACUCAAUCAUGCUUUCUGUGUGUAAUGAUAUUUAUCCUCUGCAAUGCGUUUUGCAAGGGGUAUGAAAAUGGAUACAAUCAGUUAGUCAGUCCGUGCAUCCGCCCAUGUCAUGCAUGUCUUUUCCAGAGCAGAUCUUGAAAACCGUACCACAUUUCUUCAUCAUACUUGGCAUGGAUUUUGGUCUAGCAGUGAACUGGUGCCUUUUGGGAUUAAAAAAAAAUUUUUUGAGUUUCCAUGGCAACAAAAUAAAUAUAUAUCUAUCUAGUUGACAUAUUCAUGACAAGUAUUUACCAUUGUGGGGAUAUCUUGUUGUACUUAUAUUCUCGUAUUCAUAUUCGUAUUCAUGUUUUCCUGAUAUAUGUUCCAAUCUUUUUCUGGAAAAAAUACAUGUUGAUGCAUUUACUCAAGAACAUAUUUUUUUAUAAGAAUAUUAAUCACAUGCUGCUUCUCUAUGUCCCUUUAUUUCUGUACAAUUGGUUAGUUUUUUGUUUUUAUGGAUUCGACUGACUACAACCAAAUUGAAAAUAGAUUCUGUUCAAUUUUGUUUGCCUAGAAACCUAAUUUCCUAGAGCUAACCAUCUAAAACAAAAGACGUCACCACCACCCAGUUAGUGUCAAAGGGUACACAUCUAAAGAUUUUGAAUAGUUCAAAACCUUAUAAUAAUAUUCACAUAAAUAUUAUUCCUUAAAUGGUUGGUUCAUACAACCUUACCAUGUUGUGGUUGGUCAUUUUAUCCAAACCAAAAAUAUACCAUAUGUACAUGUAAGUUAGUAUAUAAACAUCGUUCAAGAGGAAGUGUCUACUCAAUUACAUAUAAACAGUGAAGCCAAAGAAGUUCUAUUCUUAGAAGUAAAAAUUAAAAUCAUAUCAAUACGAUAACUCACAAUAGAUAUGUAUGCCUUUGCUCACACACAUGAUGAGUGGUCAGGCUCAAUGACUUGGUUGCUGCAUUUCACUGUAUCCCAAUUGCGUGAAUCGAUGCUCAUGAUGCUAACACUGGAUUGUCUGGUCCAGACUUGAUUAUUUACAGACCUCCGUCAUAUAGCUGGAAUAUUGCUGAGUGUGACGUUAAACAAAAAAACAACAUACAAACUUAUCCAGUAGCCAUUAAUUUGUGUUGGCGUUUCUAGGAGAUGAGAAAGUUUCCAAGAUCCUGAAUUGUCAGGCCAUACUCUCUGCCUUCCGACUCGAGGACAAGAAACUGAAAUUUGGUUGCUACAUGUCACUGUAUCCCAAUUGCGUGAAUCGAUGCUCAUGAGGCUAACACUGGAUUGUCUGGUCCAGACUUGAUUAUUUACAGACCUCCGUCAUAUAGCUGGAAUAUUGCUGAGUGUGACGUUAAACAAAAAAACAACAUACAAACUUAUCCAGUAGCCAUUAAUUUGUGUUGGCGUUUCCAGGAGAUGAGAAAGUUUCCAAGAUCCUGAAUCGUCAGGCCAUACUCUCUGCCUUCCGACUCGAGGACAAGAAACUGCAAUUAGUCCUCACCAAACCAGCCGACAUACAGGUCUCUCUUGUUUGUUGAGCAUCUUCAACUGGGACAGACUCGAUUAUUUACAGACCUCCGUCAUAUAGCUGGAAUAUUGCUGAGUGCGGCAUUAAACAACAAACAACUACAACAACAUUAGUCCCAAAGAGGUACAUGUCAGAAAUUGCUUAGGCAGGUGAUCUUUUAAACACUUAAAACAACAGCAACUAAAACAUGUCUACAGACUUCACUGCGGGUUUUACCUUACAACAUGCUCGGUCCCUGUGAAGUCUUUGAAUACCCCCAUUGAUAUUCAUAUGGAUAGGGGGCACGGGUGGUCCAGUCGUCUGUGCAGAGUUGCGUCCCUUGGGCACGCCAGAAACCUAUGAUUGUGGGUUCGAAUCCCAGUUCGCCCCGAUUAUGUUUCUAGGUUUGUCAGCACCAU
Messenger RNA from Haliotis rufescens (red abalone), 5692 nucleotides. RefSeq names its product monocarboxylate transporter 12-like. NCBI's taxonomy places the organism in Eukaryota, Metazoa, Mollusca, Gastropoda, Lepetellida, Haliotidae. The coding region runs from base 538 to 2535 and encodes 665 amino acids. The record is from RefSeq and is a predicted model, not a curated record. Gene Ontology annotation, molecular function: monocarboxylic acid transmembrane transporter activity. The transcript has 7 exons. Gene Ontology annotation, biological process: transmembrane transport; monocarboxylic acid transport.